Messenger RNA from Pelagomonas calceolata, 1340 nucleotides. The record is from the annotation of a GenBank genome assembly. NCBI's taxonomy places the organism in Eukaryota, Pelagophyceae, Pelagomonadales, Pelagomonadaceae.
CCAAUAUCUCUUUGGACCAGCAGCACGAAGCUAGCUAGCCGCUAGCCGCGGAACCCGCGUUGCGAGCGCCGGCCGCCCUCCACGCCGCGGCCCCCCGCCGCGCGGCGCGCACCGCCCAGGCGACAACCCCCCAGCGACAACAACCAUGCAGGACGGCCUGAGCCGCGCCCGCGUCUACGCCGACGCCAACGCGCGGCGGCCCCGCGAGUACUGGGACUACGAGAGUCUGACGGUGCGCUGGGGCGAGCAGGAGGACUACGAGGUGGUGCGGAAGAUCGGCCGGGGCAAGUACUCCGAGGUCUUCGAGGGCGUGAACGUCGCGAACGACUGCAAGUGCGUCGUCAAGAUCCUGAAACCCGUCAAGAAGAAGAAGAUCAAGCGCGAGAUCAAGAUCCUGCAAAAUCUGUGCGGCCAGACGAACAUCAUUCGGCUGCUCGACGUCGUGCGCGACCCGCAGUCGAAGACGCCGUCGCUCGUCUUCGAGCAUGUCAAUAACGCGGACUUUAAGGUCCUGUACCCUACCUUAAAAGACGCGGACGUGCGCUACUACAUCGACCAACUACUCAUUGCUCUGGACUGCUGCCACAAAAACGGCAUCAUGCACCGCGACGUCAAGCCCCACAACGUCAUGAUCGACCACGAGAAGCGGGAGCUGCGCCUCAUCGAUUGGGGGCUGGCCGAGUUUUAUCAUGCCGGGCGGGAGUACAACGUGCGCGUCGCGUCGCGGUACUUCAAGGGGCCCGAGCUGCUCGUGGACCUCCAGGAGUACGACUACGCGCUGGACAUGUGGUCGUUAGGGUGCAUGGUCGCGGGCAUGAUCUUCCGGCGCGAGCCGUUCUUCCACGGUCUUUGGACGGUGUCGAUCGUGGUCGCGCGUAGCCCUCGGACGUCGCGCGUGUCCGCGCAGGCCACGACAACUACGACCAGCUCGUGAAGAUCGUCAAGGUCCUGGGCACGGAGGAGCUCUUCCGCUACCUGGACGCCUACGACUUGGAGCUCGACCCGCAUUUCGACGGGCUGAUCGGCCGGCAGCCGAAGAAGGCGUGGGAGAAGUUCAUCAACGUCGAGAACCAGCACCUCGCGCGGACUCGGCGUCGCCGUUGACCUUCAACUUUUGAUCUGGUCGCCUUGGUGGUCCCGGGAGAGUCGACGCGGCGCAGGUCAGCGAGGAGGGUAUCGAUUUUGUGGCCAAGUUGUUGCGCUACGACCACCAGGAGCGAUUGACGGCGCGCGAGGCCAUGUGCCACGCGUGGUUCGACGCGGUCGAGGGCCGGGACCUCGUCGCGCGGGGCGUCGAUCGCAACGAUCCGAACGCGCACGCGCUGCCGGGGAAGAUGUAG